UAAUUAUGUUCUUGCUCUUUUGCUUUCUCUCGUCAUGUUUCCUUAUCUUCACCACCGCAAGAUUCCGACGGAGCUCUUGCCAAGCCGCCACCCUACCUCCUGGACCUCCACGACUGCCGAUAAUCGGAAACAUUCACCAAAUCGGUCAAAACCCUCACCGCUCACUCGCUGACCUCUCUAAAACUUAUGGGCCAAUCAUGAGUCUUAAGCUUGGAUGUUUAAACUCAGUAGUCAUAGGUUCACCAGAAGCUGCAAGAGAAGUACUAAAAACACACGACCAAAUCUUGUCUGGCCGUAAAUCAACUAACUCUAUACGGUCCAUCAAUCACCACGAGGCUUCUGUAGCCUGGCUUCCUCCGUCCUCGGCUCGUUGGAGGUUGUUGAGAAAAUUAUCUGCAAGUCUCAUGUUCUCCCCGCAACGUAUCGAAGCCACCAAAGCUCUGCGAAUGAAGAAAAUGCAAGAGCUUGUGAACUUCGUGAGUGAAAGCAGCGAGAGAGAAGAAGCAGUUGAUAUUUCUCGUGUAUCUUUCAUCACUGUUCUUAACAUCAUAUCGAACAUUUUGUUUUCUGUCGAUUUUGGUAGCUACGACUCGAAAACAUCCAAUGAAUUUCAGGACACGGUGAUUGGUACCAUGGAAGCUGCCGGGAAACCAGACGCUGCUGACUACUUUCCAUUUCUGGGGUUUCUUGAUUUGCAAGGUAAUAGGAAGUCUAUGAAGCAUUGCACAGAGAGGUUGUUUAGGGUUUUCCGUGGAUUUAUGGAUGCGAAAAUAGCAUUGCGGAAUGAAUCUACAGAUGUUUCGAACAUAGAUUUCUUGGAUUCGCUUCUUGCCCUCACCCAAGGAGAUGAAUCUGAAAUCGACAGUAACGAUAUUGAACACCUUCUCUUGGAUAUGUUUGCAGCAGGCACGGAUACAACCUCUAGUACGGUAGAGUGGGCAAUGGCAGAGUUACUUAAAAACCCUAAAAGGAUGGCGAAAGCUCAGGCCGAGAUAGACAGUGUGGUCGGCCAAAACGGUGUCGUUAAAGAGACAGAUAUCUCAGAAAUGCCCUAUUUACAAGCGGUUGUAAAAGAAACUUUACGUUUGCACCCGGCUGUUCCCCUUCUCCUGCCGCGGGAAGCAGAAGGGGAUGUGGAGAUUCUUGGAUUCACGGUGCCUAAAGAUGCUCAGGUUUUGGUGAACGUUUGGGCCAUAGGACGAGACCCGAAUGUGUGGGAAAAUCCGACUAGGUUCGAGCCGGAGAGGUUUUUAGGGAAAGAGAUCGACGUGAAAGGUAAGGAUUGUGAGCUUACACCGUUCGGGGCCGGACGUAGAAUAUGUCCAGGAUUGCCUUUGGCUGUGAAGAUCGUGGCUCUCAUGCUUGCUUCUCUUCUUUAUUCCUUUGAUUGGAAGCUUCCGAACGGUGUCGUGUCUGAGGAUUUGGAUAUGGAGGAGACCUUUGGUAUCACAUUACACAAGACCAACACGUUACAUGCCAUUCCCGUCAAGAAACGCGCCAUUAUUUUGUGAUUGUAAAAUACUUUCUUCUGUUUGCUUAAAAGAGUUCUCAACCAUCUACUCAUCACUUAUCCGGGACUAGUUUUUGUAUGUUUCUAUCAUUCUAUGAUUCUCCAAAGCGUUUAAAAUAAUACGCCAAACAAAAUGUUUGAUUUAUCGUGAACUGUUUCCCUUUCAGUUUUAACUUUAUAAAGCUUGCC
Messenger RNA from Capsella rubella, 1699 nucleotides. RefSeq names its product cytochrome P450 76C4. The transcript is spliced from 3 exons. NCBI's taxonomy places the organism in Eukaryota, Viridiplantae, Streptophyta, Magnoliopsida, Brassicales, Brassicaceae. Gene Ontology annotation, molecular function: oxidoreductase activity, acting on paired donors, with incorporation or reduction of molecular oxygen; iron ion binding; monooxygenase activity. Bases 6 to 1511 code for a protein of 501 amino acids. The record is from RefSeq and is a predicted model, not a curated record.